Messenger RNA from Vigna radiata var. radiata (mung bean), 1023 nucleotides. Its product is annotated as binding partner of ACD11 1. NCBI's taxonomy places the organism in Eukaryota, Viridiplantae, Streptophyta, Magnoliopsida, Fabales, Fabaceae. The transcript is spliced from 4 exons. Bases 76 to 810 code for a protein of 244 amino acids. The record is from RefSeq and is a predicted model, not a curated record. Gene Ontology annotation, molecular function: RNA binding.
CAUUCUCCUUUUUAUUUUAAUCUUCUGGAAUGUUCUAGUUCAUUGUUUCCUUGUUUCAGAACACAGCUGAGAAACAUGAGUUCUGGAGGGUACGCUGUAGAGGUUACGGGCCUCUCUCCGAACGUCACCGACAAGGAUGUCCGUGACUUCUUUGCUUUCUCUGGUGUCAUUGAGACUGUUGAAAUUAUCAGGUCUGGGGAUUAUGCUUGUACUGCUUAUGUGACGUUCAAAGAUGCAUAUUCACAAGAAACUGCAUGCUUGCUCAGUGGAGCCACUAUUUUAGAUCAACGCGUAUGCAUAACACGCUGGGGGCAUUAUGAAAAUGAGUUUGACUUUUGGAACCGGCCCUCUUACAGUCACGGGGACGAGGCUGCUUCAACUACACCACAGAGCAGUCAAUUUAUUUCCUCUGCUGGAGAAGCAGUCACCAUGACCCAGGAAGUCGUAAAGACCAUGCUAGCAAAGGGAUAUGUUCUGAGCAAGGAUGCGCUAGCUAAGGCUAAAGACUUUGACGAGUCUCAUCAGGUUUCUGCCACUGCAACAGCAAAGGUUUCUGAACUGAGCCAGAAAAUUGGCCUCACAGAUAAGAUAUCUGCUGGUAUUGGAGCUGUUAAAUCUGUGGAUCAGAGAUAUAAUGUCUCUGAAACAACCAUUGCGGCAGCAUCCACGGCGGGAAGAUCAGUAGCGGCGGCUGCAAACACUUUGGUAAACAGCAGCUAUUUUUCAAAAGGUGCUUUGUGGGUGUCAGGUGCUCUAAGUAGAGCUGCUCAAGUUGCUUCUGAUUUGGGUACUCGCAGGGAUAGACAGUAAAUAAAGCAUGAAAAUAUUAAACACUCUGUUGUAGAUAGAUAUCUCUGCCUCUGCUAAAUGCCUGGUGAAACUUCAUUUAGUAAUAUUGUUGCACUUCUACAGUGCCUAACUCUUGUUCAAAUAAAUUUCUUUGUAAACACUUGUAGAAGAAAGCUAAUAUGCUGUCUAAAAUCGUCUUAUUUACUCAUAUUUUAAAUACAAGUUUUUCCUUUA